This is a messenger RNA of Vigna radiata var. radiata (mung bean), 569 nucleotides long. RefSeq lists its product as uncharacterized. NCBI's taxonomy places the organism in Eukaryota, Viridiplantae, Streptophyta, Magnoliopsida, Fabales, Fabaceae. The transcript is spliced from 3 exons. The coding region runs from base 91 to 393 and encodes 100 amino acids. The record is from RefSeq and is a predicted model, not a curated record.
AAAGUCUCACACCUCAUUCCCUCCGCUUCGCUUAAGCCGCUUCCUUCUGUCUUUCCUUUUCCCAUUUUCAUAUUUUGCUUGGAAGCCUAAAUGCAGAAAACUGCUGUAUGGGUAAGUUUAAGAUCUUGUAUAGGUAGGAAGAGAUCCAGCAAAUGCAUGCAUCAAAAAUCAAUGGCUGCAGCUAAUCAAAUAAAGAUUUUAUCUUUCACAACAAAAACAUUACAUUAUCAUCAGAUGGAAGAGCUUCCAUACGAUGAGUGUCAUAUUAUGAGUGUCACUGGGAGCUGGAAUAAGCAAACAGAGACACAAGUUGGGACUAGAAGAAACAAGCAAAUAGAGAUAUUAAGAUUCAACAAAUUUCAGUCUAGAAGGAAAGUUUUCUCUAAUAGGUAAAGUAGUAUUACAGAUGUUUCUGAAUUAGAUAAUUUGCAGAAAAAAAAAAAAACUUUACAGUAUAAAAGAAGCCCUACUUUUUAUUUCUAUUCCUUCAUAUAUGUAGUAGUGAUGACUACAUUUACUACACGUCAUGUAUGUAUUAAUAUUUGAUUAGUGGAAGAAGUUAAACUAAA